AUGUCUUCCGAAGAACAUCAACUUCGCAUCGAAAACGCUCACUUACAUGAAGAGAUCGGUCAAUUAUCCUUGAUGGUGGAAAAGUUGACAGGCAACCAAGUCAGGAAUUAUAAUGUCAUGUCUCUUCCUGCUCUACCUCGAUCUUUGGAGCUCGGGAUGGUAACUGUUGGAAGAGAUAAUGUGUAUGGAAAUGGCGAAAACCUCUGGAGGUCAAUCACUGGACCAACAGAUGCUGAUAAGCCAAUGAUCAUAGAGCUAGCAGUUGAAGCCAUGGAGGAACUAAUGAGGAUGGCUCAAGUGGGUGAACCACUUUGGAUGGGAGGAGUCCAUGGAACUAGCUUAGUCUUGAACUUGGAUGAAUACACAAGAACGUUUCCAAAGGGAGUCGGGCCUAGACCGAACAGGUUUAGGUCCGAGGCAUCGAGGGAUACCGUGAUGGUGCUUAUGAAUCAUAUGAACGUUGUUAAGAUGCUCAUGGAUGUGAAUCAAUGGUCCUUGAUGUUUUCUGGAAUGAUUGCUAGAGCAAUGACUCAUGAAGUUUUAUCGACUGGAGUUGCUGGAAACUUGGACGGAUCUCUUCAACUGAUGACUGCUGAAUUCCAAGUGCUUUCGCCGUUUGUCUCGACACGCGAAUGCUACUUCGUCCGCUACUGUAAACAGCAAGGAGAUGGUUUAUGGGCCGUGGUCGAUGUUUCCAUUGACCAUCUUGUUCCAAACCUCGAACUUAAAUGUCGUAAACGACCCUCUGGUUGUCUAAUUCAAGAAAUUCCAAAUGAAUGCGCCAAGGUUACAUGGAUUGAGCAUGUAGAGGUAGAUGACAGAGGAGGAUUUCACUACUUGUAUAAGCACUUAGUCGGUACUGGUCAAGCUUUUGGUGCUAGCCGUUGGGUUGCAGCAUUGGACCGUCAGUGCGAGCGGUUAGCCAGCAUCGUGGCUCCAAACUUCUCAUCCGUAGAAUCGGAUGCGAUAACGGACAAAGCAAAGAGUGAAGUACUGAAAUUAGCUGAGCGAAUGGCGAGAAGCUUCUUCGCUGGUGUGACCACUUCGACUGAAAAUAUGUGGCGUAUGUAUUAUUGUGACCGUGUAGGAGAUGAUAUUAGACUGAUGACUAGCACGAGUUUUAGUGAUCCAGGAAGGCCUCCAGGUGUUGUUCUUUGUGCAUCUACUUCAUUUUGGGUCCCUGUUUCUCCUAAGACUCUCUUUGACUUCCUUCGUGAUGAGAAUACUCGAACCAAGUGGGAUGUUUUGUCCUGUGGAGGGACUGUGCAGAAGAUUUCACAGAUUGCAAAUGGGAGAGACAGUAGGAACUGUGUAACUGUACUCCGGGGGUUGAAUGCUAACAACACCGAUAUGAUGAUAGUUCAAGAGAGCUCUACUAAUCCAACAGCUUCAUUUGUGAUCAAUGCACCUGUUGAUAUAGCANCAAUAGAGACUGUUCUCAAAGGAGCUGAAUCUGACUAUGUGGCUUUACUUCCUUCGGGUUUUGUUAUUCUUCCCGAUGGAGUUAGUCAGCGUGGAGGAGGAGGCUCGCUUCUUACCGCAUCAUUUCAGAUGUUGGUUGAUUCAGCUCCUUCUGCUAAGCUGACUAUGAGCUCUGUUGCAACUAUUGAGAAUCUGAUUCGUGCAACCAUGCAUAGGAUCAAGACUUUGUUUCCUUGUCUCCCUGCUUGA
This is a messenger RNA of Arabis nemorensis, 1671 nucleotides long. The record is from the annotation of a GenBank genome assembly. NCBI's taxonomy places the organism in Eukaryota, Viridiplantae, Streptophyta, Magnoliopsida, Brassicales, Brassicaceae.